AUGAAAGGAAUUUGCUCGACGGAGUCGAGUGGCGCCCAAUUGGCGGCGACAUUUGCCGCGAUUUUGGACUCUCAAGGCAACUUCUGUGGCACAAGUGGUUGUUCGUUUAUGACCGUCAAUAUGUCUAUGGCAGUUAGGCCGAAGAAGCUCGAUCCCCGCACCACGUCAGCGGUGACUAAAGCCGCGGAGCUGACGUGUAAAAACUUCAAGGUAGUAAUAUCAUUGCCGAAAGGUAGCGAGUACGUCACUAUACCCGACGGAAUUAACAGCCUGCAGCUAUCAGCCAAGUCACGGACAAAUCGGCAACGGUCCGCUGCAUCGUUGUACCAAUUUGUUCAUAUUCUGACUGAUGUCAUUCUACGAAAGCACCCAUCAAAAAAUCAGACGAAAGCAGUUGAUGGGCGAACAACACUGGAAGACCAGAUCGUUAGGAAGAUUGCAGGUGAGUUUUAUCCGAAGAUCGCCGAGUACGAGGCUACUUUGACCGAGAAAGAACAAGAUGAUAUGCUCGAUUUGAAGCGAGUCUUUAAAAUAUCUGAACCGGCACACAUCCUGAAUAGUGAGCUCGAAAGCUUUCUCACAUUCCCGCCGAAUUCCAAAGAGGCAAAAGAGAGAGACAGCAAGAUAGCAAUCCCAGAAGACAUGGCAGUGGACCCAUCAGGACUUCCCUCAACUGCCGAUACGCCGGGGGGUUCGCUUGGCACCGAAAACACUGGGGACGAGAAGUUCAGGAGGAUGGCUAAUACAGUACUGGAGAUGCUAAAGAGUCCAACCAUGAGGAAGAAGAUAAGCCCCUGA
This is a messenger RNA of Gregarina niphandrodes, 798 nucleotides long. RefSeq lists its product as hypothetical. The record is from RefSeq and is a predicted model, not a curated record. The transcript has a single exon. The coding region runs from base 1 to 798 and encodes 265 amino acids. Lineage: Eukaryota; Apicomplexa; Conoidasida; Eugregarinorida; Gregarinidae.